Molecule: messenger RNA, 4206 nt
Organism: Diabrotica virgifera virgifera (western corn rootworm)
Lineage: Eukaryota; Metazoa; Arthropoda; Insecta; Coleoptera; Chrysomelidae
Product: porphobilinogen deaminase
Exons: 8
Coding region: 395-1807 (470 amino acids)
Biological process (GO): heme biosynthetic process
Cellular component (GO): cytoplasm
Molecular function (GO): hydroxymethylbilane synthase activity
Source: RefSeq, a predicted model, not a curated record
AUUGAAACAUAUGUACGUAAUAUGAGCAACUUAAUAAAACAUUUACCGUACACAAAUUCUUCAUUUUAAAUACAUUUCAUGUUUUUAUUUUAAAUACUCAAUGCAUAACAAUACCCCAAAGAUACGUCGAUGAUCAAAAUCUCUGGUGUCGGUUUGGCUUCACUUUUGGUCAUAGGAUUACUCGUCCUCUCUCUUUCCUUGUCUAACUAAGAGUCAAACUCAUCAAACUCUAACCUACAAAUAGAUAAAACAUGAUCACAGUACUGUGAACAUGAUAUAACAUAAGAUAAGAACUUCAAAUAGACAAACAAUUAUAGGUAUUUAAAAAUUCAAAUUGUAGUGUUUUACAUGAUAUAGCAUUUUUUUCUGUCUUAAAAUUCAAAUUAUAGACAACAUGAGUGGAGACCAUAAAGUUAUUCGUGUUGGUUCACGAAAAAGUGAGCUAGCUCUUAUCCAAACCAGACAUGUUAUUUCCUUACUUAAAGACUGUUUUCCUGACAAAGAAUUUGAAAUAGUUACUAUGAGCACACUAGGUGACAAAGUACUAGAUAUUGCAUUACCAAAAAUAGGCGAGAAGUCUCUCUUUACAAAAGAACUGGAAACAGCAUUAGCGACAGACUGUGUAGAUUUUGUUGUACAUUCCUUAAAGGAUCUUCCAACUUGUUUGCCAUUAGGUAUGGCUAUUGGUGCUGUAUUAACAAGAGAAGAUCCCAGAGAUGCUUUAGUUCUUCGUAAAGGUUUAACUGGUCUUUCUCUAGAAACAUUACCAGAAAAUAGUAUUAUAGGCACAUCUAGCUUAAGAAGAACUGCUCAAUUAGCAAAAAAGUAUCCCCAUCUGAUAGUAGAAAACAUAAGAGGGAAUCUUAAUACUAGACUAAAAAAGUUAGAUGACUUGGAGCAUUAUCAAGCUAUAAUAUUAGCUGCUGCUGGACUCAAACGGAUAGGUUGGGAAGAGAGAAUAUCAAAAAUUUUAAUAGAAGAUGACUUACUGUAUGCAGUUGGCCAAGGAGCACUAGCUGUAGAGUGUAGAGCUGAUAAUGAAGAAAUCAUUAACCUACUUCAACCACUGUAUGACUUAGAAACAGCAUUACAAGUUGCAGCAGAAAGGAGUUUUUUAAAAACCCUAGGUGGCGGAUGUAGUGCUCCUGUAGCUGUGGUCUCAAACCUUAAGGUGGUUAAAGAGAACGAGCUGGAUUUAUACCUAAAGGGUGCUGUUUGGUCCCUAGAUGGCAAGGAAGAAGUAGUGGGUAGUGACAGUAUAAGUAUUGGAGUGAAAAAAGAUUUGCGGUGUGCGCAGUGUCCAUAUAGAACUAUUAAAGUAAAAGAUAUAGAAAACUUGGAAUGUAUUAAAUGUCCUGUUAAUAGUGGAGAACCUUCAUCAAAAAAACCUAAACUGGAUGACAUUCCGACUGAAUUAUUAAAAAAUGAUCCACAUGACAAGUGCCCAAUUCAGUUACCUGUAGGUUCGGACUUUAUGGGUAAAUGUCCCUAUCUAGAAAACAAACUAGCAACGUCGGAAGGUUUUGAACCAACUGAAGUGGAAUACGCAAAGUGUCCAUUUCUCCAAGGAGAAAUUAUGAAAUAUUCCGAAAAUAAUGCUUUGGAACAAUCGACUUCUGAUGAUAAGAAUUUAUUUUGUGGGUUAGUCAUUCACAAAGAUGCUACUUAUGAGGGAAUGUUAACAGCGAAAAAGUUAGGAGAAAAGUUAGCCAAUAAUUUAAUAGCAAAAGGAGCAUUGGAAGUUAUGUCUAAAGCUCAAGCAAUUAUACACAAUCAACAGUCAGUUCCACCAGUAACUUCCAGUUAGUUGUUUUGUUGCUAAUAUAAUUUAUAGUGUGCUACACAAAGUAAGCGGAAUACUUUUUUGAGGUGCGGUAAUUGUACCGAGGAAAAUGCUUAUCUGCAUAGCUAAUUUCUCAAAAAAAAGAACGGUCCACUAAUUUUGUGGAGCACUGUAGGUAGGAACUAAACGUUGUUUUUUUAUUGGCUGGGUAUAAUUAUUUUUAUUUAUAUUUUAAGUUUUAAAAUGUUUUGAAAUAUAAACAAUAGUAUUCAAUUUAUUAAUACGACAAAACCAUAGCAACUAAAUCUUGAAACUAUUUCUUUGAUAUAGUUUUGAGGUUUACAGGAUAGUAUAUCAACGACAGUUCUCUUGAUAUACAGAUGUCCCUGUAAGUUGUAUCCAUAUGAAAAACUUUUUUAUUAUUAAUUUUACGAGAAAAGUUAUUCUUCAUAAAAAGCUCUGCUUGGUCCAAAACCUGAAAUUUAACCAUCAAAUAUCAAAUUUUUUAAAUAUUAUACGAGGUAUGUCAAAAAGUUUGAAUUUCACUCAAGAGUAAAGUAGCUUUAUUUUUCACAAUAUUGAAAAUUGCUAUUAUGAAAAGUUGUUUGGAAUUAAAUAUCUAUAUUUUAGUAUGCAAUUACAUCCUUCUAAUUGAAAAAAAUUGUUUUUGAAAAAUUUUGGAUAACUAACAUUAUUUUCAGUUAUUUCAAUUCAGAUAACUCUUUAUUAUUAAUUUUACGAAAAAAAAGUGAUUCUUAAUAAACAGUUCUGCCUGUUCUAAAACCUAAAAUACAACCAUCUUAUGUCAAAUUUUAUCAAUUUUAUACGAGGUAUGUCAAAAAAUAUGAAUUUCGCUCAAGAGUAAAACACGUUUAUUUUUCACAAUAUCGAAAAUUGUUAAUAUGAAGUUAUUUAGAAUUAAAACUAUGUUUCAGUAUGUAAUUACAUCCUUUUAAUUGAAAUAUUCUGAACUAUAAAGGUACUUUACUUUUGAUCUAAAUUUAUCUUUUUUGACAUAUCUCGUAUAAAAUUGAUAAAAUUUGAUAUAAGAUAGUUGUAUUUUAGGUUUUACACCAUCCAGAACUUUUUAUUAAGAAUCACUUUUUUUCGUAACAUUAAUAAUAAAAGAGUUAUCAGAAUUGAAAUAACUGAAAAUAAUGUUAGUUAUCUAUAAUUUUUCAAAAAUCUUUUUUUCAAUUAGAAGGAUGUAAUUGCAUAUUAGAAUAUAGUUUUUAAUUCCAAACAACUUUUCAUAAUAGCAAUUUUCAAUAUUGUGAAAAAUAAAGCUACUUUACUCUUGAGUGAAAUUCAAACUUUUUGACAUACCUCGUAUAAUAUUCAAAAAAAUUGAUAUGUGAUGGUUAAAUCUUAGGUUUUGGACAAUGCAGAGCUUUUUACGAAGAAAGCUUUUUUCCGUAAAAUGAAUAAUAAAAAGUUUUCCAUAUGGAUACAACUUACAGGGACCUAUUGUAUAAUAAAUACCAUUUUAUACUAUAUAUUUUUUUAGAAGUAAAUAAAAUUCUGUUUGGGUCAAAUGGACGCGAACAAAACAGCAGGGUUAAAAUCAAAAUGGGCUUGGAAAAUUUUAAGAGAUUGUGUAUAGGUAAUGGAUUUUGGAAAGAGCUAUGACCUUGAAAAUGUCACAUAAACUUGUGUACUAAAUCGGAAUAAUUCAUAGCUCUUGUUAAAAUCCAACACCUUAAUAAUAUAACUAAAUAUUUUCGAUUCUAAAAUAUUGUAAAAGACUAAAGAAUCUGACAUUUUUUUCAUUUUUCAAUUGUGACAUUUUCAAGGUCAUCGCUCUUCCCAAAAUCCAUUACCUAUAUUAUAUAUUAUUCACUGUUUUCCAUAGAUCUCAGUCUAUAUAGCUCUACCAAAUCAAUAUAAAGAAAUGCUUUGUCCAUUUUAUCAAUUAGUGAUAUAAUAAGUUGAUAAAAUCAUCUACUCAAAACCAACAGAUAGUUAUUUUAUAUUCCAUUUAACCCUUGCCUUUGUCAAGAUUGAUUGUAAAAUUUUACAAAUGAAAGACGUUAUCAUCGUAAAAAGACGUAAAAAUGGUUUUAUGUGUUUGGUAAGUUUUUAUUAGUGUUCUAAAAUAAUGUAUUGUCUUUCAUUUGUAAAAUUUUAGAAUCAAUCUUGACAAAUUCAAGGGUUAAUGCCGAAACGUUGAUUGUAAAUGAAAAAUAAAAUCUAACUAUAUUGUAACGAGUUAUAUUUUAUGAAUUUUACACAAACAGUUGUUUCCUAUGAGCUCAAGUUCCAUGAUGUAUUAUUAUGACAAUUCAGCUUAGUUAUACACAAAAAAGUCUUCGUGAUGUUUAUGUAUUUUUUCUUUUUUGUCGACUGAUUUUGAUUCGUUCUGGUUUCAUUGUUAAUUCUCUAUAGUCUAUUGUUGAAAUAAUAUAUUAAAUCUUUUAUAUACA